This is a messenger RNA of Dromiciops gliroides (monito del monte), 498 nucleotides long. RefSeq names its product GATA zinc finger domain-containing protein 15-like. Bases 1 to 498 code for a protein of 165 amino acids. Lineage: Eukaryota; Metazoa; Chordata; Mammalia; Microbiotheria; Microbiotheriidae. The record is from RefSeq and is a predicted model, not a curated record. The transcript has a single exon.
AUGACAUUAAUAGUAGCGGUAAAACUAGUAGGAAAAGCAAUAAGAAUCACAAGAGAAACAGUAAAAGCAACAAGAACAUUAACAAAAACAACUGUAAAAGCAACAAUUAUAGUAACACCAAUAGGAAAAAUUAGCAACAGCAGCAAGAGCAAGAGCAAAAGCAACUACACCACCAACAGUAACAACAGCAACAAUCAAAGCAACAGAAACAGUAACAGCAAAAGGAAGAGCAACAACAGAAGUAACAGCAACUGUAACAUCCAUAGCAAAAACAAAAGUAAUAGUAACAAUAACAGCAAGAGCAAAAGUAACAACAAAAACAGUAACAGCAAGAACAACAGCAAUAGAAACAACAAAUGUAAUAGUAACAGGGAUAGUAACAACGGCAACAGCAAGCAUAAUAGCAAAAGCAACAGUAAAAGCAACAACAAAAGUAACAGUAAGAGUAACAAUAACAAGAAAAGUAAAAGUAAUACUAACAUUGAAAGUAACAGCUAG